AUGUGGUGUGACAUAAUACAUGUUGAGCCCCACUCCUCCAAUGCUUAUCUCUUGGAGAUCUCACACGAAGAUCAGCUUCCACUUCAGGACAUGUGCAAAGAUGCAUCUGAGGAAAUUCCUCUCCAGCAGUAUGAGUCUCAUAUCCAAGGAUCCCAACAAAAUAAUGCUCUGUUUCUUACCUCACUGACAAAGGCCAGGCCUGUGGACCUUCUGAAAAGGGGCUCCCCAAAAUCAAAGGCCCUUGAGAAACUAAGAGCAAAGAUUCAGCAGCAGAAGCUGGAAACAACAUCUUCAAGUCCAGUAACUGAGAUUAAAUGUCAAGAUCACAUAAUAAGAAAAGUCUGCAGAGUGCACAGCAAAGGGGAAGAAAUACAAACGGGUAUACCUGUGUCUCGAUGGAAAGCCGACAUAAACCCGUCCUCAGGCAAAGACUGCCAAAUGAACCAAAUCCUCAGAGGUGCUGGUCCUAGAAAACAAGAACAUUAUACAUACAUAUCUGCUUGGAGAGAUGCCCAGAAGCUUGUGGCAAAGGUCUUAGAUUCCCAGUGCAUGAAGACCUCAGACUCACAGAAGGACACCACCAAGAAGCACAAGGAAAAAGUCACACAGAGGGAUCAUCAACAGAUUGCAGCACCGAACACUCAAGGUUUUUCAAAACAAAGAUCUAAAGAACCAAAUGUGAUUGAGAAAUCAUGUCAUCAUCCUCAAAGGAACAUUUCACAUCCAUCUAACCAGGCAAAAAUCUUUUCUGGUAGUUGUGGUAAAAGCAUUUCUACAUGGCACAUGCGUGUGAAAAGGAAGGAGAAUAAAGGUCCUGUCAAACAAAGUACAGCGCAGAGGCAAAAUUCACAAGAGGUGCGUGAAUAUAUGCAACAACAAAUCAUUGAGAGGAGAAGAAGGAAACAACAGAUGAGAAGAAAGGUGGAAUUUGAGCAGGAGAGGAAGAGAAGAAGUGUGCAAGACAUAGUGAAAAAACAAAAAGAAGCUCUUUACAAGACCAAGAAACAGCAGACACAACAGUCUGAGAAAAGUAAACAUGCUGACAAGGAACAAUUUGCUGCAAGUAGCAAGACUUUUGGACUGCAGCACAAUGCACAAUGUGUUGUUUUGGAUACAUCCAGUAGAACUUUGACGAUGGAGCUGUUUUCUGAUGCCGAGUCUAAGAACAAUAAUCCUGCCUACCCGGUUGAUGCGAAUAGAUCUUUGAUUAUUCUGCCUCAGGCUCAGAAACACAGAGUGGAGGUGCUCAGAAAGACAAUCACCUCUCUUGAUGAACGUGUAAAGAAUGAGACGUGGGGUGAACUGAGUGGGAUGUACAGUCAGGGACAGUUCCAAUGCCACCUCUCGCUGGCACAGAGUCAGCAGUUUAUCAGAGAAGAGGAGCUCAGGGCACGCCAGCUUAGUGCCCUCUUCAGACUCAGAAAAAAAGCACUGUGGGAGAGAACUCAGACUGAGCUCACAUGGCUGGAGCACUGUAAGAAAAAUGCUCUAUCAGAUGAGGUUUCUGUGAGUGAAAUCAAGAAAAGGCAGGAAGAAGUUGUUAAAAGACUGAGAUGUGAGGAGGCAGAGAUCCACCAUUGGCGCAAUAUUUAUAAAUGUGGGCAGCAACAGCGUCAACUCCUUCUUUACCAUCACAGAGACAUCCUAAACAUCAAGAAUUCAACUACUCACAUUCGACAAAUGCUAGAGAACCAGGCCAUGACUGACACUGAUUCCAGACCCACAGAUGCAGUUUCAACAUUGGAGGGAAAAAGUUUAAUCACAAAGCCUGGGAUUAAACCAGCUGCCAGAGGCGAAGAUAAGCUGCCAAGCAAGCAGGGGAGGUUUCUUACUAAAGCAGGUCUGAGGAGACUUCUAACUACAGAUGAGGUAUGGAGUCUUGGGAGGAAGAGAAGUUUGGGAGAACAUAAUAUCCCAGCAGAGCAGGAGAUCCUUCAGAAAGCAGGGUCCAAAGAUUCAGGUGACCCAAAAUGUUUCUCAUCAUACAGCCAUCGAAGCAAGCCAUGUCAUAACAUCAGCACUGAGAGAAAAGUAAAAAGAGAGGAUGGAAAAUCUCCACAUAAACAGGAAUCACUGAAGGCAAACUCUAAACCUCAUGGUUACAGUGGGUCAGAGCCCAAGCCUGCAAAAAAUGUCAAGAGCCCUCAUCUAAAGGUGAGCCCAAUGAAAAGCACCGAAAUACACUCAAGAGAAAAAGUCCACUGGAAGCCUCUAAAGGAUGUUCAUCAUUUCACAUCAGAACACAACCGGCCUAGCUGUGGAACAUCUGACAAUGCCCCCAUAGUGUCCUGUUUGUCCUCUGACAUAGAGGAAGAUCUGCCCUAUGAUUAUGAAGACUUACAUCAAGAACCUGGAGAGAAAAGAGAAGCAAGGUUUCAAGAGAAACUGAGGCCACAUUCCUCUUCAUUUAAAAUGACUGUAGACUGUAGUGAGGUAAUAACUGACAAUCUGACUCUUAAUGUGCAGAACAGCCAUCAUUCGCAAAGUGUGGUAUUCAACAAUAAUCAUGAGAUUUGUGAUGUGUCCAGGAAGUCAAGCACGGCUUAUACUCAGACACAUGAGAUUGAUUUAGCCUCUGAGAUCUCUGAAAAUCUGAAGUGGCAGAACAUAAAAGAUUCAAUGAUAGAAAAAUCACUUGCUACAAAUUCAGUCCUCUUUGUAGGAAGUGAUAUAAAAGAGACUGACAGCCCGUCUUGUGAUGAUAGCCUUUCUGAGGCAGAAGAUAAAUCAGAACCAUUUUCCCUCCAGAGUGAAGGACUGGUCUGGUCUGAAGAAGAGAAGGAUGUUCACAGUGAAGAGAAAUCUGAUGCAGGCACAUUUGCUUUGGUCUAUGCCAAAAGGUGUACCCUAAUCCCAGAAUCACCUCCUUGUUACCAGCAGUUCAACAAUAAACACUAUGAAGUUGAUCCCUAUGGUCUGCUUCGUAGUCAAAAGCAAAUCACAGCAGAUUCCAACCUGUCCGAGAUUCUCUCUCCUGUAGAUGAGGUCUUGUCAUACGGAAGUGCUGAGUUUCCUCUGUCACAUAAAGGAGGAGGUGGCCCAGGACAAGAUAUCAACAAUUUAGUACCUCCUUCACCUGCCUUUGAGAUAAUUACAUGGACUAGUGAGGAGGAUCUUCCAGAUCCACCUGACUGUCUUGACGACAUUUCCAUAAGUAGCGAGAACAUACCCCCUCUUCCUGUGGACUUGUCUUGCAAGAGAGCUACAGAGAGGCCAAGUAAGACCAACAUUAAUAAUGAUGCUAACACUGAUGAUUUGUGUCAAAUGCUACAUUCUUCAGAGCAGGAUCAGGAUGACGAUGGUUCGGAAUCCACCAGCUCUCUUCUUGUGGAUGACAGUAAGGAAAGCCAAGAUCCUUUGUCCUCCUUUAAUAUUGGAGACAGGGUUCUUGUUUGCAACUCAAGACCAGGAGUUCUUAAAUAUAAGGGAUACACUGCUUUUGCUGAUGGCUUCUGGGCUGGAGUUGCACUUGAUAUGCCUAAUGGAAAUCACAAUGGCACAUUCAGAGGUGUAAAGUAUUUUACGUGUCAGAAGAGCUGCGGGGUCCUGGUCAGAGCUGAGGACAUUUCUCCUCUGCAUAGAGAACACUGUAAUGAUCCAGAUACAGGCAUGGAUGAAGAUACAUUCUCAGAUGAGGAUUCCACCAAUAACCAAGCUGUGGAGAAUGGCAAUAAACCCUCUGUUAAGGGGCAAGGAAGACAAAGUGGCAGACACUGUCCUCGUGGACAUGGUUCAUCAAUACCGAACCAGACAUUCCAACACGAGCCAUGUGAAAAUGAUGAAGCCACAGACAAUAAGUUGCCAUCCAGUGAAAGAACACCAUUAAAUAUUGAUUUUAUAGGCCAUCUGGAUGACUCUGAAGCUCGGAUAGAGAAGUUAACUGAAGAGAUUUUUGUAUAUGCUUUAAAGAAUAUACAGGAAAUGGGAUCAACACAUGACAGUAAACCAAAGUACAUUAAUUUUAAGAAAAAAGAAGCUGGAAAUGUGAUUAACAAACCACGUCUCAUGGAUAAAUGGCAGCAGGUGUAUCCAUUAACUCCACCACAGAUACGGGUCAAACCUCAUGAACACAGCAUUGUGUACAGAAUAGUUGAUGAAACGGUUGAGACUCUGUGUGGCCAGGCAAACAGAAGUGCACUUGAUGUUUGUGAAACACCAAACUACUUGGUAGAUGAUGAAAGCCGCAAAACCUACAGUCAGGUCCUUUUCCAGUUAGCAUCUGAUAUUCUGAACAAGAUUUGUGCUGUUAUAUUGGAAAUGAGUGGCACUUUUCAGAACACAGUGGAUAAAUCAAUGAUCUCACUUGUACAGAGAAGACAAAUUUCAGUUAAACUUUUAAAGGAUGCAGUGAAAAGGGAAACACAGAAAGUGCUUAAUUUGGAACAAACUGAUCAAGAAAGGACAGAAACGCUGCAAACGCUGUGCAAAUACUGGUAUGCUAAGAGGGACAGAGUGGACUACAUCCUGAUUCAGGAUCUUCACAAUGAGGAGAAGGAGUGGGUGGAUUACAGUAAUGACCAGAUCACUGUGAAAAUGCGACUGGCCAAUGAAAUUUUCAGCUUCCUUCUGGAUGACACUAUAUCAGUUCUUAACCAUAUAUAUAUCAGACAACAAAUGAUAUAG
Messenger RNA from Tachysurus vachellii, 4623 nucleotides. Its product is annotated as centrosome-associated protein 350. Gene Ontology annotation, cellular component: centrosome. Bases 1 to 4623 code for a protein of 1540 amino acids. Gene Ontology annotation, biological process: microtubule anchoring. The record is from RefSeq and is a predicted model, not a curated record. Lineage: Eukaryota; Metazoa; Chordata; Actinopteri; Siluriformes; Bagridae. Gene Ontology annotation, molecular function: microtubule binding. The transcript is spliced from 17 exons.